GAGAGAGAGACGAGAACAGGAAACUGUGAGAGUGAGUCAGUCAGCUCGGGAAGGGAAGGAAUUGGCGAUAACAUAAUGUGCACAUGGUGCGCUGCCUGCAUUCAUCCCUCUCUCUUCCCCAAUCAUCGCUCGCCAGGCCUCUUCUCUCUCUCUCUCUCUCUACCCAAAGUCUUCUCGUUCCCUCUCCCAUUUUCCUUCUCUCUCCAAUCCGCCAUUGAUUGAUUGCUUGCUUGCUUGUUUCAGUCGAUUCUUCGCUCUCUGUAGCUGAAAACGAUUAAGUGCGUUUUUUUUGUAGAGGAUGGACCGUCACGAUCACACGAUAACCGCAGGUCAUGAGGUCCAUAAUGUCCACUUAUGCCAUAUAUGUGGUUGGCCUUUUCCGAAUCCCCAUCCCAGUGCCAAGCACAGAAGAGCUCAUAAGAGGGUUUGUGGAACAAUUGAAGGCUACAAGAUUACUCACUCGGAAGAGCAUGAUCACAAUACGGCUGUUUCGGAGGACGACGACCAUGCCUCGAAUGAGGAUGAUCAUACCCCAAGUCCAAAUCCGGCGAAGAAAGAUGUUGAGAAGUUUGGUAGUGGCGGAGGGGUUGGAGAAGUGUCGAAUAGAUCGGAAGAUGAUGUUUUCACUGAUGCUGUUACUGAAUUUUCGGACAGUGGAAUCAGUCCUCAGGCGCUGGAGCGAGUUGGAAGUGCGACGGAGCUGAAUGAAGGUCCAGAGAAAAAGACUUUCCAGAUUGAUUCUCAUGGCCUCGAAUCCUUUAAGGCCGAAGAACCUGUUGAUAAAACUGAGCUAUACAAUGGUGCAACCAACGAGGAGGAAAUGCAAAAUCCUGGAGCUCCAACUACUAACAUUCAAUCAGGUAUUGAUUCAUCGAUAACAGAUAGAGCUGAAGCAAUUUCUGUUGGGCUUGGAAAUAGUUUAGAGGAAGAUGUCCUGAAAACUGAGACUCCAAGAGAUGUAGUUGAAGAUGAUGGAAAGAACAUCGGUGGAGAAAUUCAAAAUGAGCAGAAGAAAGUUGGACAGGAUUCUGAUAGACGGGGAGAAAAUCCAGCGUCUGUAAAUGGUGAUUCCAAAAGUGUAGUUUCAGAUCAUGCAUUGCUUGCAGUUGAGAGCGAUGAAAAAUUUCAUGAUGAGUUGGUUUUGAACCCGGUUGAAUUCAAUUUGCUCCCUGAAACUGAAACACUUGGAAGCAAGGAAGCUUAUUCAGAGAUCGAAAGCUCAGCCGUUUGUGCUGAAAUAAAUUGCUCCACUGGAACUUCUGGUGAAAUUGCUCCUGCCAAGGAGACUAAAGGAAACAUCGAUGCAUAUGCAGGGUUAGAACAAAUUUCUGCUGCUGAAGACGUUAAGUCUGUUGAAAUUGCUGGCGAUAUUCUGCACGAGGAUAAUCUCAGGACACUGCCAGUCAAACCUUCUGAAAAUGCAGUCUCUUCAGCUGCUAGUGACCCCUCCAAUGAUGCCGAAUCUAACAAGCCAGAAAUCAAACAAACAUCCAGUUUCACUGAAGUUGAAACUGUUGGAAAUGAUGCCAGUAAGGAAGAGAAGUGCGAAGUAGGAGAAAAUGAGCCUGAGAAUGAGAACCAUAAAUCCAAGGAUAAUGAUCUGGAUAGAGCAGUCGCAUUGCCUGUUUCUGCAAAUGGUACUGUUGAUGGUGGACAUGAUCAGACUAAAAUGGUCGGGGGAGAUGAGAGGUACACCUCAGAAAAGUCUGACACAAGGAGUUCAGGUGCUGUGAUUGAGAAGGGUGGAGGAGAUUCUGAGGAGCUAAAAGUGAUUCCAGAGUCUACAAUACAUAUGGAUAAGCCUGCAGAAUUUCCAUGCUCGACUGAAGAAGAUAGCAUUGCAAGAAAUGUGGAACAAGUGUCGAAGAAGCCCAAUUCUGGCUCAGUGGAAUCCAAUCUUGAGAAGUGUGUCGAAGGACAAAGCAGUCAUAAGCUGCUCGGUGAAGAGUUGCAUUCAGUUAGCUCUGCCAGCAUUGAUGCAGAACUAAAUCAUGAUGUCAGUAUAUUGGAUAAGCAAUCCGGAGCUGCAGCCUCAGAGUAUACCGUGUUCCAAGUGAUUUCUCAAUUGCCAAAGGAUAUUCAUGAGCCGAGCAAUGCUAAAUUCGAGUCUGCACCUGUUGCUGGAAUGGUGAAAGAAAUAAAAGAAGUUAAUGUUGUUGUAGCAUCUGAAAGCACUCCCGAGCAACUGAGUUCAAAGGAGUCUACAUUUAUUGAUUCUGAGCUAUCGAAUGAAUACUCAGCCAAAGAAGACAGUUGCAUUGAGAAAGGUGUUAGAGAAUUCGACAAUGAUCAGGUGAAUCUUCAUGUCAAUGCUGCACUUCAUCCAGAAAUUUCUGAAAGCCCCAAGAAAUUGUCCAGUGAAGCUUUGCCUGAAGUUAAGGAGAGACUCAUUGGUGAAACUUCUUCACUUGGUACUGGAGAAAACCAUGCCAUUAAAGAUAUUAGCAUAUCAAAACAUUUGGGCAUUGUUCGGAAUGCAGAGCAGACUUCUGACAGUAACAUUGCUGCAUCAGAGAAAUGUUCUGCCACACCAAGUUUAGAUGAGGCUGUAGGUUCGGCGGCGUUCCUUUCUCAGGAGUCACACAGCACAUCUGCUCCAGUUGAUGAAAAGAACAUCAUCAAUGUUGAACCUCCUACCUCCGACAAUUCCAAGUCCUUGCAAGAUGAAGUUGAGGACAAGGUGAUUCCUGUAACAGCAACGGAUCUGCAAGAUAAUUCUGGUAUUAAACCCGAGGGCAUAGAUGGCAACUGUGGGGUGGUUUCAGAUUCAUGCGAAUCCAACGCACCUGUUUCCGGAACAAAUUCAACAUUGCAAGAUUCAUUAACAAGAAGUUCCCAGCAGCAUAUAACCAUACCUGAGGAAGCUCGUCCCAACAAAUCACAAGACUUGGAGCCCCCUUCAUUCAUGACCUUGGUUCAGUCUGGAGAUACGCACGAGCACACUUCUGCUGCCUCAGAGAUUGAAGCAGUGCCCAACAACCAGCAUCCGAAACCUGAGACUCUCCAAGCCGGGUGGUUUCCUUCUCUAACUAAUGUGGUGAAUGAAUCCCAAGGCAGGAAGCAAAAUGAGGAAAUAAUUUCCAAAGUCACAAAUUCGAGCCCAGUGAAGCAUCACAGCCCUCUGAAAAACCUACUGAGCGAAGCCAAGUCACCAACAGCUAAACAAGAUCCAGCCCCAAAUACCAAAAAUGAGAUGGAACCCAUAAACAAUGGAGCUGGCGCAGCAGCGACUACUCUAACUACUGCCUCUGCAGGUUCAGAAAACGAUCACGAUGCCCAAGCUCGUAAGGAAAUUGAUGGUUGGAAUUCGCCAGCAAGAUACCCGAUAGAGACCAAGAAAGAAAAGAAGAAGGGGAAGCCCUAUUGGGUGCCAUUUAUGUGUUGCUCCUCCAUACAUAAAGACCUAUGAAAAUGAUUCGGUAAGUUUGCUAUACCCGACUCAUGGUAUCAUUGACCAACAUACUUCUGCUGCGUUAUAUUUCUGGCUUCAUAUACUCCGUUAAGUUUGUUGAUUCGAGUGUGGUAUAUAAACGUGAGUGAUCUAUAGGGUGUUCGCCUACUUUUCCUAUGUAUGUCUACGUUGCUUGCCCGUAAGUGAUACCGAUAUAUAAACUUGAAAUGUUGUGAAGAUUGAAGAGAGUUUGGUUGCUUGAAAGAAGUUGGUGCAUUGGUGAUGUUAUAGAGUAAUGAGUUUGUUGUUGCUA
Molecule: messenger RNA, 3704 nt
Organism: Andrographis paniculata
Lineage: Eukaryota; Viridiplantae; Streptophyta; Magnoliopsida; Lamiales; Acanthaceae
Exons: 5
Coding region: 299-3409 (1036 amino acids)
Source: RefSeq, a predicted model, not a curated record